Westerdykella ornata is the source of this 1173-nucleotide messenger RNA. RefSeq lists its product as uncharacterized. The transcript is spliced from 3 exons. The record is from RefSeq and is a predicted model, not a curated record. The coding region runs from base 1 to 1173 and encodes 390 amino acids. NCBI's taxonomy places the organism in Eukaryota, Fungi, Ascomycota, Dothideomycetes, Pleosporales, Sporormiaceae.
AUGCAAGACGAAGGCGGUGACCUGGACAUAGACGCCCUUCAACUGUCCAAGGUCGCAACACCUCCGCUGCGUUGGAUGCGGGAGAGCGAACAAGCAUGCCAGCCUCGUCCCCGGGAGCUAUCCAAACUGGAGAAGUUACCGGCUGAGAUUCGCCAUAAGAUCUUCAGCUACCUUGGGAUUCCCGAAGGAUCCCACAUCUGGAUAGACUGUCACGGCAAUUCAUGGGAAUGCGGAGGACGUGCACACCCACCCGACACGGCCGGUUGCCAACAUCGUUACAAAGUCCUCGGCGUCACACCCAAGCUCUGGUGGUCCAAACCCAUUUCCUUCAAAUUUGAGUGCGGAGCGGGUUCGAUGAAGUACUACAUUCGAUCCUCGCAUACGAUCCCAUGGGCCCUGCUCCGAGUCUGCAAAUCUAUCCGAUCCGAACUUAUCCACCUAUUAUUCCACCUCACUCCCGUCGAACUCCGUGACGAAGUGGGUUCACUCCCAACACAGUACUACGACAAGAGCUCUGAGCGCCUUGCUCCGUCGGCCUUCAAUCCCAGUACGCGGAAAAUCCCAGCACUUGGCUACGCCACGGAGUGCUUCCCACCGCCCGCCUGGCUCAUCUUGAUGACUAAAAUCCAUCUCGUUGGGUCUCCUGGUACAACCUUCCCUCUGCACAUGAGGAGGGAUUGGCGCUCCGAGCAUCGCAGAUUGACGAGGGAAGCGGAAACCCUCCUCUUCAUAGCAGACCACUGCCCAGAACUCGUCGAGCUGCAAACCAAUUUCUUCAAGAUCUACAGACCACUCGUCGCCUCUACCGAACAUAAUCACCAGGCGAGCCACUUGCCGGAACUCUCAUUGCAGAGCCUUCUCGACAUCGCGGUUCAAGCCUGCCUCCAAGUCGUUGCCAAAUGUUCGAAAUUGGAGAAGCUCGUCCUUGAGGACGGGUUCAAAGAGUGGUUGCGUGAGGAGUUGCUAGAGCUCGAUUUGAAAGGUGUGCCCAUGGGGUUGCGGGAGGAGCUCGCUGAGAGGUGGCUGAGACGGGUUAGCGAAGAGCUUGCGGACAGUGAUAACGACGAUAACGGCUAUGAGGAUGUCGACAGUGAUAGCGACGACAACGGCUAUGAGGAUGUCGACAGUGAUGGCGAACAUAACGGCCACGAGGAUGCCGACGAUGAGCUAUAA